Ruditapes philippinarum (Manila clam) is the source of this 6655-nucleotide messenger RNA. RefSeq lists its product as uncharacterized. Gene Ontology annotation, biological process: regulation of transcription by RNA polymerase II. Gene Ontology annotation, cellular component: nucleus. NCBI's taxonomy places the organism in Eukaryota, Metazoa, Mollusca, Bivalvia, Venerida, Veneridae. The record is from RefSeq and is a predicted model, not a curated record. The coding region runs from base 262 to 2103 and encodes 613 amino acids. Gene Ontology annotation, molecular function: sequence-specific DNA binding; DNA-binding transcription factor activity, RNA polymerase II-specific. The transcript is spliced from 4 exons.
GGAACAAAGAGAUUAGUCACUCGCGACGCAUAUUGCUGUGUCGGCUCUUUGAAGUGCACAAUUACCGCGACUUAUGCCCAUUAAUUCGGCUUAGUACAAAAGGAGUGUGUACAGAGGUAAUCAGGGUUACUCGGUGUAAUCAUCUGUCAAGUUUCUGCUGUCGUGCACCACUGAAAUUAGGUCAAAGAUUGAAUGAAAGGCUUAUGAUGACCUAGACAGUAAAUGGGCAGACAAGGUGAAGGGUGAAGGUUAGUGGGAACAAUGGCGAAACGAAAGUUGGGCGACACGGAGGACGGGUAUUCGUCGUCUUCAUCGAGGGAGGAAAACGAUGACGGGAACAGCUGUUCAAGCUCGGCAUCAACCAAUAGUAGUACAGAUGUGCCAACAGGAUCAAAACCAAAAAAACAGAAAACCAAAUCAGUAAAGUUCAAAGGUGUGAAUGUUUUCUACUUCCCUCGAACGCAGGGGUUCACGUGCGUACCUAGUGAAGGAGGCUCAACUUUGGGUAUGGGAGAGAAGCAUUUACACCGAGAUGAUUUUACGUUAGCGGAAUUCGCUCGUGAACAGCGACGAAUUCACCGAGAAAUGCUGGAAAAACAGCGUGAAGAGGGUAAACUUAUGGAAGGACUUGAAGCUCGUCUUGCCGAAAUGGAUGAAGAGGAAGAAGGGUGCAAUAGUGAUGAUGAUAGUGACUGGGAAUUCGAAGAUCUCGAUGAUUACUACUUUUUACAACCGGUGUCAAUUCGGCAGAGACGAAUAAUGUUGCGUAAUAAUGGGAUUAAGAAAAUUGAUAAUACAGAAAAAGACUCAUGUAAACAAAUCCGACAAUCUCGUGAACAAUGUGGUUGCGAUUGUAAACUGUAUUGCGAUCCGAAGACGUGCGCGUGUAGUUUAGCGGGAAUUAAAUGUCAAGUGGACAGGUUGUCUUUUCCAUGUGGUUGUACUAAGGAUGGAUGUGCCAAUCCAACGGGUCGUGUGGAAUUUAAUCCAAUUCGUGUACGAACUCAUUUUAUUCAUACUGUAAUGCGAUUGGAAUUUGAAUCAAAAUGCGAGAAGAGUUGUAAAUCAAGUGACUCGGAGAGUGACGAUAAGGAUUCUGUGAAUCUUUCUCAGUUUAAUAGUAACGAAAGGGGAUCAUGUAGGGACUGUCAGAAUUCUGAAUUCAGUAACGCGCUCAUGCAUGAGAUGGAGUACGCGGCUUUGAAUAGGGGACAGAGUCACAUGACAAAUUAUAACAUGACAAAUUCAUUUACGCACGUAACAAAUGGUCAGAAUGGAAACAUGAAUGGCAUAUUUAAACCAAAUCAGUCAUCUUUAUCUUACGCAAAUCUCACAAACUCAACAUUGAACAGUAUGUAUAAUUCUGCGACGGAAUUUUAUAACGCAGAAAAUACAACAAGCAUGUACGAUUUUCAUGGUCACAAAGACGAUGCUUCUUCAUAUUCAGAAAUGAGUGAAAGUUCAAAUGAAGAUGGUGUCAUGUAUCGGAAAUCUUUCGGAAAUUUACCGCGAUUUCAGCAAAACAUGAACUGUGUACCCAGUACUUCUGCGUUUUCUGUUAGUUCAAAUUCAGAUCAAAAGUUUUCUGACAUAGCUGAAGCAACUGAACCUGCAUUUAAACUACAACCCAUAUCAUCUAUUUUGAACUCUGUUAAUGACACGUUUUCAACGCAGAGUUCAGCUCUAUGGAACUCGGAUGGUAAGUUAACAGAAAAUCCACUGUCGACAGGUUUACCGGCUGUCUCGACAGCAUCUCUUCCAGAUUGUUGCUACACAACCAUGAAUAACACAACAUCUGAUAAAAUCGCAGAAACUUGCCCGGGAAUUUCCUCGCACAUGAACAAAGAGGUAAAUAGUAGCGAUAUAGGCGGACUAGUGCAUUCUGCGAGCGAGUCCGACAAUCUGUCUGUCAGCAGUUUUUACGAUUCAGACUCAUCAAACCAUGCAAUUACCCCGGCUUGUUACGACAUUGAUACUAACGAGAAUGAGAAGAAAUUGCGCGAGACCAUAGAAGUUGCCGCACAUAAAGUGUGCGAGGAUUCGACUGGACCAAACUUUGGAGAAAUUAUAAAAGAAUCUAUAUUUGAAAUAGUCUCUGCUUAGUUAAUGUUACCAAAUUCAGCUUUAUACAGCUUACCCUGCCGAAUAUCAUGAACAAAUUCAUCUGAUUUUCAUAUUUUUAAAAGAGUCUUGUUAUCCAUUUUAGAGAUACCAUGAUUUAAAAAAUUUAAAAUCGGUCAUCAUUCAACAUGUUAGAGCUUUGACAGAAUAUAGUGAAGAGCUUGUUAGUCUGGCUCUUUCCUAAUGGCAAAUACUGGACACUUUAAGUUCCAGUUUAAUGAUGGUUAAGAUCUAAAGAAUUCUUUUCUUACACUAUAUGUUCGAUAUUUACAUAGAAUUUUGUUAACUGUAAUGCAAAACUGGGCUGAUAGCAAAAAAAAUGUUUAUUAUAAUAGAAAGUUUAAAAGUGGGCUGAUAGCAAAAAAAAUGUUUAUUAUAAUAGAAAGUUUAAAAGUGAAGCAAACAAAAUAAAUGAAUAAAAAUUAUUAAUUAGAAAUUUCGAAGUAGAAAUAACUUAUUUUAGAAAAGUUUAGUAUAUUAUAUUUCUUAGUUUUUAGAUCAGAGAUAAAAAUACGCAAACAUAUUUUUAAAAAUAAAUAUUUGAUUGAUAAAUCAGGGUGUUUUUGCACUGUCAGUCCAUUUUGUUAAGGGUUGUUUUUUUUAACACAAGAAACUAUGUUGCAAAAUUUAAACAUUUUAAGAUGUUACCAUCUUUUUACAAUGUUUUUUUUCCUUCCUUGAGCUAUUGUACCAAAAUCUGGUACCAAAUGUUUUGUAUGUAGUUGAUUUUAAAUUCAUGAGGACUUUUUUUCUCAAAUGUUUCUGUUAUUUAUACAUUAAGUGUUUACGAAGCAUUUUUACAAUGGCAGAUUUUUGUCUGUUCACUUGUUUUUAGUGCAAGAGAAAAUGUUAAUGUCAUUACCUUGCAUUUGAUGACUUUAUUGAUAUAUAAUGUAUUUUGUCAUAUUUGUAUAAGAGAAACAAUAUUUUUACCUGGCGUAAACAAAAUUCUUCAGAUUAUUUUUAAUGUGUAGUUCAAACAUCGCUUAUUUUAGCAUGUUUUCGAGUAAUGAAUUUUUUACAAUUGUUUCACAAACUUGCGGUUACAUAAUCAUUUAAUUAUUUCAACUUACGUUUCUAUAACUUACAUUUAGUUUUCAUCUUUAAAGACAAGUUUACAAGUUGUUUUCUAUAGACAGUGCUGGUUCACACUAUUUUGUUACUAAAUAUAGAUAUUUGUUGAUCUAUUUUUAGCAUUUUGAAUACUGAUUGGUAAUACUGAGUUAUGUGCCCCUGAUUUGAUAACAAUAUAUUGUUCUUUUGAAAUUAAAGAGUGACUGGUCUAUAACACAUGGUUGGUUCCCUUAAAAAAUUAUGUAAUAUUUGUAAAAUUGCCAUUUUUGUACAAAGCAUGAAGUAGUUCAGUAAAUGGACUAGGCAGUGUUGCAUUUUAAGAGUAAGACAAUAAGUAAGCCAAUGAUGCCAGGAUGUUCAAUUUCUUUGAAAGUUUGCCAAAAUGCAUUUUUCAAAUAAGAUAUAUUUACAAGAUUAUCAGCAUUUAUGUAUUUUGGAAAUUUGUCAUUUUUUUGGUAAGUUUUCAAGACUUUAGACUUGACCAGGAUAAUGCUGAACGAAAAUACAGUUUUAUUGUUAUUUAGACCAAUCAGAUUUAUGAUGUCUUAAAAUAGAAGCUAUGACCUAGAGGUGAGAAUUUUAUUCUUCGAUGGAAGAGUGUGUCUUUUCAUCACACUCUUUGUUUUGUUGAAUCUCUUUUACCGUAUGAUGAUCUGAAAAAUCUCUGUUUUUUGUUAUAUUCUAUACAUUUUUCCUAAGGCAUGCUAUAUUUAUUUUGCAAAAAGAUUACCAUGUGGGGAAAGGGAGCUAAUUCUGCAUCGACAAUAUAUAUUAAGUGUUGCAAGAGUUGUCUUUCUUUGUAUAAUUUUUCAAUACAAGUGACAAAAUUCAUAUUGAUACAUCACUCAUAUGUGAAGUAUACUUAUUCAGUCUGAAAAUAAAUGGAAGAACUAAAAAUAAGAGAAUUUAGAUAAAUUUGUUUGAAAAUGGUUUGCAACACAAAAUAACUGUUUUAAACUUUUAAUGAGUAAUUAGAUUAAUUCUAAAUAUAAAUAUAAACCCUGUUCAAGAAGUGUACCGAGUUGUAAAUGUUGUUAAGUAUAUUUAUAUCUUUUUUCUUCUGUAUACAGAAGAUUGUUUUUAUUGUUCAUGUUUUACUUUGUGAAAAUAAAUUUCAUUGUAUACUAUAAUGAACAAAUUUUUGAUUGAGAAAAUUGUACAAAAAAAUUUUACAAAUUUUUUCCUUUUCUUUUUAGAUGAUAUUGUAUAUUUGCAAAAGUUGUGUUUAUAUUAUGUAAAAUUGUCAAGAAUUGUAUAAAGAUUUAAGUGUUGUUCAAAUAAUUAAGCAUAUCUUUGUAAGCAUGUGCAAAUAAUUUUUUUCUGCAUGGCUGUGUUAAUGAUGAAUGUAAAAUGAAUUAAUGGCCGGUUUUAUUGGUUUAAAACAAGUGUGUUUAUAAAAGAAGCAAGAUUUUUACUUGGAAAAUUUUACCUUUAAAUAUUUUUAGACUGAUAUACCUUUUCUUAUGAUUUUGGCUUUUAAGGAUAAAAGAAAUAAAGAUAAGUUACCAGUCUGAAAAAUAAAAUCAUACUGAAAUAGACCAAUCAUUGAGAAGAUUUUAGUAGACUGGUUUAAAAUUCUCUUUUUUUAGGAAAUUUUUUUAAAGGGGACAUGUUUUUGUGGAAAGGUUUGAGGAAUAAACACCUUUAUUUUGGCUACAAAGGUCACACUUAAAAAAUAGCUUAAAGCCUGCUGGUCUACAUACAUUGUAUUAGAAAACUUGCUGUUUCAUAGGAUGUUAUGAGUAAAAUCAAAGAAAUAAACAGAUAUUUAAAAUAGUAGUAAAUGUAUAAAGAAAGGAAAGUUAGGGGAGGGGGAGGGCAGGCUUAAUUCAAUAUUUUCACAUUUUAAGUGUUUAGCAGAUGAAGAAUGUCUCCCAAUAGGAAAAAAAGGAAAUAAGAAUUAAUUCUAUUUGUUGUGGCGUUAAAAUUAGUAGUUAUGAUAAAUAUUUACAGGAGUUUUGCUGCAAUGUGUUGGAAAUGGUACUAUCCUAAAAAAGUGUUCAUUUUUGUCAUUUUCAUAUAGAAACAAAAAAUUCUAAAUUUUUUAAAUAUUUUCUAUUGAUUUAUAGAUGUUACAACAGUGUCAUAUGUGUUUUAGAUCAUGUAAAAUUUUGUCAUUAAGCUCAGUGUGUUAUGUUAUGUGUCCAUGGAAUUGAAAUUUUUUAUAAGUUUGCCAAAGUUCAUUUAGCAUAAUCUACAAACAUAUUGUACAAAUCUUUUUCAUGAAAAAAAAGCCAAGAUACUUUUUAAAAUGUGCCAUAUCUGUUGGAGAGAAUUGGCUUUGUUCUUUUUUAGUUAAUAUGAUUUUUAGCUCUCUAAAUAUAGAUUCUGGAAUCUAUUGAUAUUGUAAGCGUAAGUUAAAUGAACUGCAAUCUUAAAAAGGACAAUGCAGUGGUAUGCAUUCUAUUUAUAGAUACUGCAGUCUAAUUAUAGAUUCUGCAAUCUAAUUAUAGAUACUGUAAUCUAUUUAUAGUACCUGCAAGCUGAAGACACCGCCAUCUUUGUAAAGAAAAUGCAGUCUUGAUAUAGUUUAUAAAUGCUAUUUAUAAACACUGCAAUGUAUUUAUAGAUAACAGAAUCUAUUUUUAGUAACUGCAGGCUGAAGACACGGAAAGAGAGAUAUCAUACAAUCUAUUUAUAGACACUAAUAUUUUAUAGAAAAUGCCCUGUGAAUCUGUUUGACAAUUAAUGAAGAAUUGAGCUCAAGCUUAGUAAUAAUUAUACAGUUUCUUCUGAAGAUUAAUUUGUUUUUAAACUUUGAUUACUUAAACCCUUUUAUUGAAUUAUAAUUAUGAAGUUACAGGUACCCCUUAAACCAUUUUGUUAAUUAAAAGGUAUGAGUCAAACUGAUAUCAGGAAAUAAAACCAAAGGUUCGUUCAUUGUUAUAAAUAUUUGUUAUGAGGUCUUUUAUUAUCAUACACCAAGGUAGUAAUAAACGAUUAUUUCUGAAAAAAAAAUGAAUUUUAUUAAAUAUUAUUUAAGAGAAUAUUUCUGACAGAAUUAUUGUAUCAAUAAUCUUUUCUACAGGAGUAUAGUCUGGUUUUGUUAAGCAAUCAGAUUUGCUUUUUCAUGGUCUUAACAUGACUUUUGAUAAGAAAGGCAUUUAUUGUUAUUCGAAAGUUCCAAUUUCGUCUUAAAAGCAUUCUGAAUAAUUUUUUCUGGUCAAAAACAGCUUGAAUAAUCUAUGUUUCUUGUCCAAAGUUAUAAAAGAAAAAUUCUUUGCUCAAAUGCAGAUCUCUGGCAUUUGAUUGGUCAGAAACUGUCACAGGAUGUUGUACUCUGACCAAUGAAAUUCCUAAGAUUUGAGACAGAGUAAAAAGAAAUAAUACAAUCCCCGAGGCCUGCUUUUGUUCUUUACUGAAAUACGCAAUAUAUAUUUUGACUUGUUUAGAGUGCUUAAUUGAUUUUGGGCCUGUUGUUAGAUCUCAGUUUUCAGUAUCAUAAUAUUUGAAACAAACA